AUUGUUCGCACACAUUGAGCAAACAAAGAAGUUAUUUGUCAAAGUUUGAUGAUGCACACUGCUAAAACAGUAUACCAUGCAAAUGAACGGGCACAGCCCUCGGCAGUCUGUAAAUAGCACCGGUGCGCGUGAGCACGCCGCGCAGGUUGGUAGGAGUGUUAAGGUGCGAGUGUAUUAGAAGCCAAGUGUUCUGUCAAACCCGCCACUUCAAUGUGCGGCACACGAGAGAAGGGCCUGGUUCACAGUUCGCCCAUCGGACUAUGCCUUCCCCGACUGUGGGGGGAAGCAGCCAGGAGAGCGGACAGGCGGAGGGGAACCACAGAGAAAAAGGAACUACUGUCUGCGCUCUGGUGUGCGCUUUGGAGAUGGAGAUGACGAACCGCAGUGUGCACGGAGACUCCAGAGUGGAUCAUGUGAACUGCGAUGGCUCGAACAAUCGAAAAAGCAGCGAUUCUGCAGAGGUAUCUGUGUCACUUUCAGGGAAGCGAACAGCGUUCAUGGAGGGAGAUGACUUGUACAGACUGCGAGACCGAAAGUUGUUGGUGGAGGAUAAAAAGCGGCUCUGCGCGUUGUCUCUGGGCGCUGCUGUGCUGGGAAUACUACUCAUGAUCAUCCACGCCGAGAUAUGUCGCUAUGAUCCGGUAGGUUUGAUAAACUACAGUUUGUAAUGGUGAAAUGGUUUAACAGAUUACUUUAAAUACAUGCCAACAAUUAACAAGUUGGAAUUUGUUUGGUGUUAUUGACAGACUGGCAUCACAGUAUGUCAUCUGAUUACGUCCUCUGACGUACUCAUGUCGAUGCCAUCGUGGUAAAAGUGGAGGUCUCAAAAACUCGAAUCAAACAACUUCAUUAAAUCGCUGCUCUGUUUUAAAGACACUGUAGGGAGUUUUUAACUGGUUGAGAGUCAGUCAGAGACUGAUACUAUUGUCUCUUUAUGGCCCUCAAAAGCAAACAAGAUCAUAGGAAACAAAGUAGAAAUUUCCUCUGUUGUAAUUUUUAAUGCUUGAAACUGCUGUCAGGGGUAGGUUUCAGGCUGGGUGAUUGACAGCUGAUAAAGAAAUGGUCUUUUUUCCCCCUUCCUAUGGCCAAUACUUACAGUAAGUGAUAUAUUCUGCAGUUAAAAGACAAUGGAAAGACAUUUCUGUCUUAAAAGAUUAAUUCUACAUGGACAGAAUAAGCGUAAGAGGUAUCAUUUUGUCAAGGGGAUGCAAAAACAUGACACUAACCAAAAGCUCCCCAUGGCAGCUUUAAAAUGGAAGCUGGAAAAAUAUGAGCAUCAUCUAAAAAGCAUGUAAACAGCUGACAUUGACAACACUGACCUAAUUUACAUUUUCUCAAGCUUAAAUUCAUAGAAGUGGAAGAGGUCUGCAUAAAAACGAUCAGCCUGUAUAGCCUACUUAUAUAUAUAUAUAUGAACCUCUCUGUUAACAUGUUAGAUAUUGCUUUCUAAUGUGUGAAGCAUGGUUUAAAAUAUUAUCUUGUGAGGACAUUUAAAACCUGUUGUAUCACACUACAUUAAACAGUAUCAUUAUGCAUGCUACUGUAUCAUACAUAUCAUAAUAUAUUUUCUCUUAUCGUGUUGUGUACUUUCUCAUUGUAUUGUUUCAAAUGAGCUCAAAUUGUAUCAUAUCACAUGGUAUUGUAUCAAAUUACUUUAAAUAAUGGGUUUUACUGUUGGGCGGCCUUAUUUUAUUGUAUGGUAUCUUAUUAAAUCCUCUUGUUACUAACCACAUAUUUUAUUUAUUGACAUUUAAUGUAUCAAAUCCCACCAUUUGAUAAUAUAUCCUGUGGUAACAGUGUUGUAUUGUAUAAAAUUUUACCGUAUCGUAUCCUAUCCUAUCCUAUCGUACAUUGCAAACAGUCAUGUGAUAUCUGAUUUGAAAGGCACUGACCAUAUUGCAUUGUAUUAUAUUUAUGCAAAAACAGAUGCUACUGCAGGAUUGUUUUUUAUCCUGACCAUUUCAAAUCUAUAGGUUUAGCCAUGAAUGUAUUCAAUCAUCGGUGAGUACUACAAGAGAAACCACCAUUAUACAACUGCACCAUUUUCUGUCAUAACAACUUCCUUAAAUUUUAAAUUGGAGACAGCCCCUGCCCUAUUCAUGCAAUACACCAGCAGGACCUGCACCUGGGUUUUGACCCCCCCUGACCCACUGAUUAGUUCCUCCACUUCCAGACACACUAUUUGGUAGCACAGCCUCAUGACAUUAACAUGCAGAUCUCAGUGGAUAACAAUGCCAGGCCUCACAAUCAACAAAUUAUUAACUCCCCCUUGAGCUCCUCAAGCACACGCCAGCUCCACAUGUGGAAAAAAGUUCUCAUGCAUGCCGCAAAACAUCAGACCACCUCCAUGCUGUGAAGUCAGUGAUUGAUUACAGUGUCAAAGAAUGGCCCAUUUCUCACUUAGAUCAACUACAAUCUUGUAGCUGUUUCAAGAGUUGGAUCUAGAGAAACAUGUUUGUGAUAUGAAUGUUGCUGCCAUGGUCAUGACAUUACUCUUUCAGUUUAUAAAUCCAACCAAGAACAGGUGUUGUCUGUCUAUUUCUCACAACAGGCAUCAGCUAAGGUACCAUGGAAAUGCUGAUGCACUGGAAAAGUGCUGUCUGCUGCAGUUAAAGUGUAUUAUUUUGGUGAGGCAGCAUUGCUGAUCCAACUGUGGCUGUCAGUAUUAAUCCUUAAAAUGUAUAUGAUAACAAAGCCAGGAAUAAGAGCUGUGACAUCUUCAUCACAUGUAGUUACACAGGGACUGGCUUAACAAAACAUGGCAUCCUAACACCAGUCUGCUGUUAUAUUGAAAGCAUACCUUUUCAUGGAAAUGCAGGAAAACAGGUCUAUUUAUGGAACCUUUUUCCACAUUUCACCUCUUCCCCUGGAGCGAGAUUGCUCCCAGUACUUCAGGCUAUCUUUCCACAUCAUUUAGCGUAUAAUUGGAGUGUUUGGAUGGCUGGUCCAAAACUCUCUAUGGCUUUGGCUUGGCCAGAGGCAGGAGUGUGCACCUUGACCUGCUGGAGCCUCCUGUUCAUUCUACUCUUUGUUUACAGUUCUGGACUCACUUAACAAUCCAAAACAAAGUCCAAAUAUCAGAACUGGAAGGCUGAACAAGAUGUCCAAAAAUUCAUGAAAAUUUAUUUAUCAUCAUAUUUGACUAAAAUGGGCUACAGUUAAGAUGAAUGCUGCGGUAAUAACCACACUUCACCUUAAUAGUUUUAAUGAAAUGUAAUGAGAGGAUUUAUAGAGGCUCUAUUUCAGUUGCAGCAAAAACCUUUCUUUUUUCAGGGCUUCAUGCCUGCUUUUCCCUGUUAAAUCUCUUUUGUGUUGUUUUUAAGUAACAUCUGGCCAGGCCAAAGGCUUGUAAUGUAAAUAAUGGAAAAAAGCCCUUUAAAGCUAACUAGUUAUUGAUUUGUUUAAAGCUCCUGUAAGGAGUUUUUUAGUAUUUAUGAAAUAUGCUGAAAUUUACAUUUAUGCCUUGUGAUGAUAUUAAGAAGCAAACAAGACCAUCAGCAAUAACAAGGACAGCUUCUAUACAGUAAUUUUUAAGCCUGAAAUUGGUACAAGGGUUAUGUGUCAACUGCACAGCUUAAGAAACAACUUUCCACAUAAAGUAUUUACAAUUAAUGAAACUUUGGACUGUCAAAAGUCAGCAGGAUUAGGAUUUUUGUCAGAAGACACUGUUCAAUUAUGUAGAGGAUAAUGUGAAAAUGGUUAUUCAAACAACAAAAUUCAUUGCUGUCAAUCAUACAUAUGUCCCGAUACUGAAAAUUUUCAGUGCAGUUAGGGUCAGUCAGUUUUCCAUUCUUAGGUAUGCACACCCAGUGCACCACUCCCUGAAUCACUGUUUUGUUUUUGUGUGUAAUUCAUCCUUUUCAGUGGCUCCUUUAUAUGUUUUGUGUGUGUGUGUGUGUGUGUGUGUGUGUGUGUGUGUGUGUGUGUGUGUGUGUGUGUGUGUGUGUGUGUGUGUGUGUGUGUAUACAGUAUACUGCAGUGUGGUUUAGACUCACCUACAAUCUGAAACUUAGCCCUCUUCUGAACCACACACAUCACAACCCAAAACAGCGUUCUAUAUUUAAGCCAUGAAAUGCAAAUUUUAGCUUGCAAAAAUUGUUGCCACUGCUGCUACAAAAUUGUGAGAAAGUGGCCCUCAUGUUCCUAUUAUUUGGGUUGUUACACUGAUCAGUGCAUUGAGAGUCGGCUAAUUGAAAUUAUUAUAAUGAGCUGCAGUUCUGAAAGUACUCCACAAGUAGAAAAAAAUGAUCCACAGGCUGUAGAGAAGAAGUUUCAUUUGUACUUUUUACUAAGUAUGUGUGCAUUAUCACCAUUUAUCACCAUCAAAAUGACUUAAUUUCAUCACCUAAACUUUUAGUUAAAUUAUGCAUUUUUUUCAGUAUAAAUCUGGAUAAUUCAUCUGCUGAGAUUACACCCCUCGAGUGAUUGUCUGGCUAUAUCAGUGCAGAAAUUGUUUAGUAAAUUAUUUGUCAGCCAUUUUUAUAAUAUGGAACACAUUGUUGGUUAAAAAGAGACCUGUAGCACAAGCAUGUAUAAUAGCUAAUGAAAUCCCACUGACCAGCAGCCAAAUUUGAGAACUGAAGUCAGCUGCAUGAAUUAUUUCUUUGGAGAAUAUUUAUUUAUUACAGUAGAUACAAGCCAGACCACAUACUUUGCUCUGAAUUCAGUGUUUUAGUGUUAUUAUUUCUCUGCUUUGCCUUGGGUGGCCCGCCCUGGUGAUGGUGGCUCGUUGUUCAUCCAAGACUGUGAGUAACAAUCCGUGUUAGGGUUAACCCAAAUUGGGUUCAAUGGACUUGAAAUGAAUUUUUUCCAACAGAAAAAGCAACACAAGCAAAUAUAGAAACCUGACAAGUGGUAUUGUUGAAUCUCUGUUAUGGAAUCUGUUGAAAUGUCCAGUUCCUAAUAAGCCCUGGACGAAACACAGACAUGAUGUGGAUGCUAUGUGAGAAACAGUGGAAAGCGGCACACCUUGCCAAACAACGUCACUUCAUACCACCAACACACUUGGGUUUCCUUGAGUUUGAAAGUUUGUAAUUAUCAUUUAAACUGUAGACCACAUUAAAGUGCACUACAUUUAAGACCUUCCAGUGACGCUGAAUUAGUUGCUAGGAGAUGGAUGAAUGAUGGAUGUAGAUGCAUGAGGCAAGAAGUGCAGGGAGUCAUAAAUUUGACUUCAGUGCUGUGACUGCUUGUAUCUUUUGUUGAAAGACUCAAAGAAAAAGUAGUGGUCAUAAAAAGUAUCAGAAAUUCUUCAGGUAUAAUUGUAAUAUUUAAAAACCAAUCUUAAAUUCUGUCUGAAAAAGGACUGUCUUGGUAUACUGGUAUUGAUGAUAACCUUCUUUUUAAAAAUGUGAAAUAUUGAUUAAAUACUUAACUCCCAAUCAACUAGAAGUAGAUUUACUUUGAAAUGAAAGCAGAGUUUUACAAUGCAGGGAAUUAAGCAACCUUAAAGCUCUUGUAAGGACCUGUGUCUUUGUGUCCAUUUUUGCGCCGCCUUUGGACAAUGCAGGCUAUGCUCAUCUUAUCCUUUACAUGCAUCAGCAGUGUUUUCUGAAAAAAAAGCUCAUCCUGCUGACAUUUGACACUCAAAUGCAUCAUUUUCGUGUUCUGAUUGUGUUUUUUUAUUGUUAAGUUUUCUACAAAUGUUGCAAUAAUAUUGUUAUUGUGAUAUAAGAUGAAAAUCUCGUAUUGUGACAGCUGCAGUCUGAAAUAAAGAUGAACCCAAUGAGCCUUUAAGUUGGUUGGGAAGCGUGAAUAAUCCAGAUGAAAGAAAACUAAUGUGACACAUGUUCAUGGGUGGGAAGCCAAUAGAGGUUAGGACCAUCUGUGUUGGUCUGUUGCCUUGAAGAUGAUACAACUUGAAAAAAAGACAAACAAAACUUGAGAUCUUGAUUUGUACAUAGACAGUUCACUAUGACCUGGUUUACUCUUAAUCUGUUCACAUAAAGGAAAAAUAUGACUGCUGUUAGCAUUUCUUUUCUCCUUGUUUUCUUUCUCCUUGGUUUUCUCUUUACCAUAACCUGGUACAGGCCAAUGGUUUAUAUGAUAAUCAAGGAAAUACUCCUAGCUGGAAAAUGUACUUUAACAUCACCAUACUGUACUUUAGAUAGUUGAGCUACAGGAGAACAGAUAGCUAAACACUAUGUGUUUCACAUGUUUGGGCACUGUCCUGUGAUUGUGUUCAGUUCAGUGUCACUUUCAUUAAACAGUAAUAAAGGAAAAUAUUUCCUACCAUAAAAUCAAACCUCAGUCAUUGUGGACGCACUAAUUUUAUGUCUUGUUUCCCCCCCCUUUUUUUGUUUUGCUGCCCAGGACAUCCCAUACGCUGCCUUAAUUAUCAUCAACCUAAUCAGCCUGUCCACUGGGUGUCUCUUGGCCCUCAUAAUAGCUUUCCAUUAUAAGGAUAUCAGGGUAAGUGAGUUUUUCGUUUCCUCUUUCUUUUCAGCAGUUUGGGCGCCCUUAUUUUCAUGUGAGUUUGUGUUAACCUUAAGACUUGCCAUUUUUAGUGCAUGCCUCUUUAAACCACUUAUGUUUAUUGUUAAUUAAACUUGUUUAAAAAAUACCUUUUUGGAGAUACUUGAGGGCAAUAUUUUAAGAGGGAGCUUUCGGUCCACUGAUGGUAGCCUCAACACUGAUUAUCUGUGUUUUAUUUGCUGUCUGAGUAAAAUACAGGCCUGGAUGAAACUGUCAGCCCACACAAGCAUGAACAGUGUUGCAGCUACAAUAUUUUUCCAAUCCGCAUGGCUCGCUGCCGUUGUUUGCUAAUUCAAUUUACAUGAAGAGAUUUGGCUGAAAAUAAACAGAGUAAACACUAAUUUAUUUGCCCACCCACAGCAAGCAUAUUAAAUAAAAUGCCAGCUAAACAACAAGUGCAGAGAGAAUCGCAUAUAUGCACAGUAUAAGUAAACACACUGGAUAACCUUUCAGGACUCAGUCAAUCUUUGGAGGUUUUCAGUUCCUCUGAUGUGUUCACCACAAUGUUUUCAACUUUCUGUAAGUGGCUGAUAUAAGUGGAGUGCAUGCAAGUGUGAAGAGCAGAUAAGGGGUCUAGGGUGGAGACCUGAAACACAGCCAGAGUUUAGUGAGGCCUAAUGCUGUGGUGUCUGAGGUGAUGAACUAAAUCAGAUCAAGAACAUGGAAAUGCUACACCGCUAUGACGAUAAACCGUGUAAUUUAACAUAAAAAUAUGAAGAUGUGUUUGUGUCUUUACUUGUUUCUACCUCUUUUAGCUUUUAAUCAUGUUUUUUUCUUCCUUCAUACUCUCUUACUCCUCUGUCUUCCAGCUGUUUAUCAUUGAUCAUAACCAGGUGGACUGGCGUAUUGCCAUGACCAGCCACAGGAUUCUGGGGAUCACUCUGGAGCUGUUGGUCUGUGUCAUCCAUCCUGUUGGCUCAUACAGUGAGAUUGGAGGAAAUGCCAACUCCUCUUCAGCUUCGUUCUGUGUUUCCAGCGAGCCGUCAGGGGUCAUGAAAGACAUUGACCUGCUUUUAUCAGUGCUGAUGUUCCUGCGCUUGUAUUUGGUGCACAGAGCCAUCCUUCUGCACAGCAAAGUGCUACUGAGCGCCUCUUACAGGAGCAUCGGCUCUCUCAACAAUAUAAACUUCACCUUCCGCUUUGUUCUCAAGGUACUGAUGAAUGAAUACCCUGCACGCACGCUGCUGGUGUUCAUCCUCUUCUUCUGGCUCACUGCAUCCUGGAUGCUUACUCUCUGUGAGAGGUAAGCAGUAUGUUUAGUCAGCAAAAAAUAAACCCUUCAUGUCUGGUGUGCACUUGCCAUAUUCUUGGAUUUCAUUAUUUGAACCAUAAGAAAUAUCUAUUAAAAGAAGAAUGUAUUCAAUCAGAAAAUGCAUGAAAUGAUCAAAUGACCUAAAAUAUGUUACAACUCACUCAUACUGCUGAUAUAGUUUGCAAUAGUACUGUAGGGAAAAUCUUGGUAAUGUGCUUUAACAUUUGUGUUGUCAUAACCUUCAAAUCUUCAGCACAAAAGUUAGCUUGUGAACAAACAGAAAAUGAAGCUUUGAGAAAAGGCCACAUGUUUGUUUUUCCAUUUGUUUUAAGACUAUUAUCCUCCAAAUUAAAGGUGGGGUAGGCAGGAUCUGAGGAAGUGCCAGUUUUUGGGAGAAAUCUUGAAUGUAAGCAUGACCCCUCCCAACCAGUUUUCCCCUCAGCUCCUCCUCUCCCCUCCCUCUCUGCUCCAGCAAGCCCCGCCCACAAAUAGACGCUCCUGCUCACUCGUAUCGUAAUUAAUCGUAAUUAAACUCAGAUAUAAUGCAGAUAAAUACUUCAGAUAAUUACAAAUGGGGCCCAGUGAAAGUAGAGAGCAUUAGUGCUACUGUAGAUGCCAACAGACUACCAGCAAACUCAAUGUUUGCAGGACUUCUACAACCAGGAUAACGUGACAUAUUCCAGGACCCGAGGUAAACAGUUUGGCGGCGCUACAACACGCAGCAGGUCCUGUUUGGCAAAAAACACUUCUGUUACAGACACUUGGCUUACUUUGUUAAAGCGGUUUACCUGUCCAGCAGAAAAGUUACAGGGUCUGUAAGAUCCCAAAGUGUCCCCCAUCAUUGUUGACCCGGCUUCUUAGCUCUUGCCCGGUCUUAUUCUGCCACAGUCUCUGGUAUUUACUUUGUUUUCUUGCUUGUGUUGGCAGUUGUGGCCAAAGGAGGAUUCAGACAAUUUUCCGAACUUUCUGGUUGGUUUCUACUGUUCGAUAUUGUAGCAUGCUAACUUUGUUUGGGCUCAUGAACGACACGGGGGGGGGGGGGGGGGGGAUAUUAUUAUAUUGUAUAUACACCACAAAAAAAAAUGCCUCUUUAAAGGAAUCCUGCCUACCCCACCCUUAAGCAAACAAAUUAACUUUUAGUAGCUUUUAUGGGUUUAUGAGUGCUUUGAAAUGUCCAGGAGAAUCAAGCCUCUGAGAUCUUCAUGUUUGAUAAGAUGAAUAAAUAUGUCUAAAGGAUAUUUCAUCAGAAUUCAAACUGUUCCUGCUCUGGGGAAUCAUAAUUUAUGAAUUUAAAUACUUUUAAAAUUUAUUUUCGUGUUUUUUAUUUAUUUAUUUUAUCCUUAGAUCUCUACAUAUACACUCGAACCAGCACUCUGUUCCCCCUGAGUUCCACCUCAGUCACACACACGCACAUUAGAAACACAAAAUGCUCGAUAGUUUAACAUUCUUCUAUAAAUCUUGAUGGUCAAUUUGACUUUGCUGCACAGAGCGGAUUUGAAAUAACUGCAGUGAUAGACUUGAUUUUCUAUUUAGUUACUCUAACAAAUUGCUCUCUGGUGCAGGCCAAGUAAAUGUCAACGUUAUCCUCAGUGUGUUUGAACAGUGUGAGGUCAACUGUUCAUUUGAACCCUAUGGGAGGUUUUUCCUUCACAUGUCUCAGCCCUGUGUGUUUUUACUUGUCAAAAGUAAUAAAAAAGCUUUUGACUGAGAGCUGAUAAGACUUGCAAACCUUUCAACACUCAGCUGUUACAUUAGCCAUCUCAAACAUUUGUUCAUUACCACUUCCAGAGGGUGGAUGAACACACACACACACACACACACACACACACACACACACACACACACACACACACACACACACACACACACACACACACACACACACACACACACACACACACAUUGUUACUUUUGGUUUUAUGUCUGCUGUGUGUAUAUGGACUCUUGCUUUAUGGUGACUCAUCAGUUACACCUGAACUUCUGUAUUGUACUGUAGAACAUUAUUACUGAUAACACUGUUUGAUUUACAUAGCACACCUUUAUCAAACUCUUUGAGGACAGGAAGUUGGUGCAUUUCAUUAACUGUAUUUAAGACAUAAUGUUGCAGAGUCUGCUGAGCUUUGGUGGAUUUACAUGACAGUGAGGUGGGUUUUGGAAUCAGUCAAAGUAGUGUUGUUGUGUUUUUAAGUAAGAUGCUGAUUUAGAGUUGAAUUAAAAGAGCUUUCCAAAAGGGAAAAUGAAGGUUUUUGGGGCAUGGGAUUUUAAAAUUUCAUACUUUUCGCAGCACUAGCACGAUUUUCCCCUUAUAGUGAAAGCUAUCCUGGUUGAACAUAGAGAAAAUUGUUAGAUCUUGUCUGAUCACUGAAAAUGUGGAUUGGGUGAUAUAAUAAGUAGACAAAUAAAUGAGAGAAUGUUGUGCUUUUUUUUUUUUUACACCAGUAUAUGGUAUACAGAUUUCCCAUUGUCCCAUCUGUUCAUUUUGCCCUUGAGUGGUUUAGAGAUAUUCCAUUGACCCUGCGAUACAAAUUCCUAAACAGUCAAUCUUUAAAUGUCAAACUAUUGGAAACUAACCAGAGCACAAAAAAGUCUUGAAUUUAGAAAUAAUAAUAAUUAAAAAACAUUACUAAUGUUAAGAUAGAAGGUGAUUAGUUUCUGAAUGUUAUCAUAAUGAUUUUAUUCAUGUUAAGAAUAAAGUCUACAUUCUCCAAGCUGACACUGGAUGUGAGUGUAAUGUUAGAAACCCAAAGGACAGUAGAUAAUAAAUUGUUUUUUGUUGGCAAUAAAAGCCGAGUUGACAUCAAACAUUGGUGAGGUGUGAAAACUGGGUUGACAUUUUAAACUCAGUAUUGCUAGAAAUGCUGGAAAGUUGGUGAUUAUUGCAGUAUUUAUGGCAUUCACCUCCAGAAAGUUAAGUAUUGCAGAGUUAAUAUCAGGUGAAUCAUACAAUCCAGUGUUAGAUUCAUGUCAUCCUCUGACUUUUAGAAACACUGAUUUUUUUGUGAUGUAACUCUUGACUCAUAACCAACAAAUUAUAUACAUCUUAAAUCAGCAGUUGAUAUUACACUGUGAAGUGGAUCAGACUUCAGGAUGGUGUUGACUUGAAACAGCUGGAUGAAGAGUUUUUUUUUUUUUUGGUUUGAUUGCUGAUUAAUCAAAAACCAGUAAAACACGACCUUUGUGUUCUGCAAAUCUUAUCAGGUCCACUUUGAACCACAUAUGAAUGUCCAGUGAUGCUGGUUGUUAGUUGGGUUGACUUUGCCCUUUAUUACAGUGGUAAAGGGGUACACUUGACAUGUUUUCUUACAUUACAGUCACAGCUCUUUCUCUGCCCAAACAGAGGGACCCAUGACGAGACCAGUCACAUCAGCACAGCGCUGUGGCUCAUCGCCAUCACCUUCCUCACAGUGGGCUAUGGGGAUGUGGCACCACAAACCAGCUGUGGAAAGGCUGUGUGUCUCUUUACUGGUGUCAUGGUACGGGUUGGUUACUUGUUUUAAGGGACUGCAGACUUUACUCUUUUUUUUCAAUGCAUCAGUUCCUUACACUACUGUAGAGUACACAACAACACAAGCAGCCAUGCUUUAGCAUUUGAAGAGCUUGUUUUGGCCUGGUCAGCAUUUUAGAGAGAUCCUAUCUACAUUUUGAUUCUGUAGUUGUCCAUAACAAACACUGCAUGGACUCUGGCAUUAAAACCCUGUGUUCUCUGAUCAUUCUUUUCAUUUUCAUGUAAUUGUGUUUCACUUUCAUUUCACCACUUUCAUACUGCUUCAUCCCUCUUGGCCCUUUUCCCUUUAUCUUCUCUUCCAUUGGACUCAAGCCUCUCUUGUCCUUUAAAAUUUCCCCCAUUAUUCCCAUUUUCGCUUUUUUCCUCUCCACUGUAUUGUUCUGUUUUCUUCAGCUUUAUUGCCCUAACAUUUUCUCUCUUGUAUUGUUCCAUAUCAUCGUCUCUGGUUUGUUUCAUUCCCUGCUGUUUCUGUUUUGUUCCAUUGCAGAAACUCUUCCACACAUUUUCCUUCACUUUUUGGUUUUCCCAUUUCAUGUUGAGUCAGUUCAGUUUGGUUCAUUUCUCUCCUGUUAUAUUCCAGCCUGUUCUGCACUGUUACCUUGGACACACUACACCCUCUCUGCCCGACUGCACGCCCUAGAUGUGCUGACAGACAUGAAUGCCUUCAUUCCCUUGUGUGUGUGUGAUUUAGAUCACAGCUGUAAAUUAAUUGAAGGCGCUUCUGCAUGACCUUGGCGGUACCAGGCACUCACGCGAAAAGAGACUUAAGGAAGGAGACUGUCGGUAUUCAGCAGGAGUCCUAACAAAACAGCUGUAGGCUACUGUGAUGUUUCUGCCAGAGGAUUGUUUUGCUGUACUUCUCCACUUCCGUCCCUCUUACACCUUGCAAAGACAUCUUUCAGAUCAAAUUUCGCUGAUAUCCUUUAUUUCAUCAAAGAAUGACUGAAUAAAACGUCAUGGUGCAACUCACUAAACAACAAGUCCAAGUCAGGUGAACAUAUCUGCAUCUAAUUUGCUCUAAAAACUCCUAAGAUGUGGGUGUAAAUGUGCGCCAAAAUGGGAGGGCGUGGUCAAAUCAAGGCCCCAUAUAUGAAAUUUACCAUAUGACUCGCCAUGAAAUUUGAGCAGCUAUAACUCAGCUUUACGUCAAUGUAACUGAACUGAACUUUAUGCGCUUAAUUAUCAAAAGUCCCCACCUGUAAAAAAGUGAAUUAAAAUUUUUCACAAAAGUCAGAGCGCCACCUUCUUUAACCGAACGUUACUGCCUCUAAUCAGUCACUUAGAAAUUCACCAAAUUUCUCCAUCCAGGACCUUUAAACCACCCCCUGUAAAGCUCUCAAUUCACUGUCUAACGCUGUUGCCAUGGCAACACAUUGUCUGCCAUUUGACAGGGAGUAGUUUCUUGAUUUGUUUUAUGUACUUGCACAGCCAGCAUUAGUUUGUUAAAAUAUUCAGGUAAUAUUUUCUGUACGACAGUGUAGGAGCAGUAAAGUGAUCUUUAAUUCUUCUCCAGAUAGAUAAAGAACAUUUAUAGGAAUGAACCAAAUGGCGUGAUAAAUGGGGGCUUGGGUCGAAGAUUAGAUAAAGGAUGUCAGAGAUGAGGAAGUUAUCUCUUAAACAAAACACAAAGAGCUACUGUUUUAGAAGAUAAACAUUAAGUCUCCAGAAGAAAAAAAGUGACUGUGUGUGUGUUUGAGCAGCUUUUAGACUUUGCUUUGUUUGGUCACAAUAUGGUAGAAACAGAUAAGACUCAUCAGCAUGGAUGUGGGCACCAGUCCGGUUCAGACACCUCUGUGACAGAGUGGAAAACAAUCUUUCCCCCUCUCUCUUUCUCCAUCUGCCUUGUUUUUAUAAGUUUCCCCCUUAUAAGGGAGAACUUUCCACCAUAUCCAUUUUUAGGUGGUUUAUUGCUUUUGGCACUAGUGCAACAGGAGGGUGUGCCAACCUGUGCCAGGGAUUUGGAAAAAACUAAAUUUCCUACUCCCAUCAGGACAAAUCUAGCCUGGGAGCGGGUCAGUGGGGCUCUCACACCUGUAGUACGGCGGGUUAGCACCUCUGCAUGAGUCCAGCCAUAACUCUAUCCACAGCUGUGUUCAGGGGUUGACAACACUGUUUGCAUCACAUCGUUGUGUGUGGAUGGACCCAUGGAAAGAGUUUGUACCUCCCAGGUUUUACAGACACUGUAAUGAUAGAUAUUUAAGGCUGUUGGAGUGAAGGAUAAAUAUAUCAUUUAAAACUGUGGUUUGUGCUUUCUCAUGCUGCUGCUUAAUCUCACUCCCUCUUUCUUCUUUCUCUCCUUUUCUAAUGCAAACUGAAAAGAGGCACAAAGGUAAAGACUGGUUAUCUGUUACUUUGCCUGACAUAAAACCAGUGCUCUAAUUUGUCUGUGUGCACUAUGAUGUGUCUCUUUGUGUGACUGUGUGGAUGUGGAUAUCUAAAUCUUUAUCGUUUGGUAGUUCCCUGUCCAGCAAUAGCACAAAGCUACUCUUAAAGGAAAGCAGCACUAUAGUCGUUUAAAUAUAACUUUGAUUUAUUAGACGAAGCCAUAUGAGGUAUCAGCAUCAACAUUCCGUUCCCCCUUGAGGGACAAGACCCACUCUUGAGAAUUUGGACAAAUUUAGGCUUAAAUUCAGUCUCUAAAAGUGAAACAUUGGUUACUCUUGAGCUCUGCCUUGUUGAUGUGGCUCCAGUAGUUAGAAUUAAACUUCAAGACUUAAAAAAACUGAAGAGAAACUGCAUAGAAGAUCAGCAGAUGUUAAAUCUGUGAGUAACCUUGCUUACAUCUUUUUUAUGCCUGUCUUUGUGUGUCUUUGUGUGUGUGUUGGUUUUAGGGAGUAGCUUGUACAGCCAUGCUGGUUGCAGUGGUAAACAAGACGCUAGCAUUGAACAAAGGAGAGAAACACGUGCACUUUUUCAUGCUGGACAUCCAGAUCUCCAAAAGGGUAAGAGCAACUAUGUUUAGUCAAAGUAAAAGUAGUCAUAGUGAUACAGCUCAUGUUACAGCUGCUUACAAAGAAAUUUCCCUUGGUGAAAUUAUGGUUUAAGUUUUCAAAGUGUUUCACAGUCUUUCCAUGAGAACUCUGAUUUUUAGGUUCACAGCCAUAUUUGCAUUUCUCAUCCUUUGCACCCCAGACACUUCAAAGGCAGUUCAGGUUAUUUUUGCAUGUUUUGCUCCUUUCACCUACUUAUAAUUCAUACUUUAUGUCACCACCUACUCAUGUUCAAACUGCAUUGUUAAGUUUUUUCCCCCUGAUUUUUAAAUGUACUCACCCUUUCAUUCAUCAUCCUGCAGAAACUUGAAACUUGUUUAAAUUAGGUAAUCCAUUUCAGUGGAUACUAUUUCUGUGUUUAUUGUGUUCAAAGUUGCUGGAACAGUGUGUGGUUAUUCAGCUAAAAGUGCAGAGUGAUUUGAAAAGUCUGUGCUGUAUUGCACAAUAACAUAACUGAAUUCACAAAAUCAAACUUUGGUAAAAACAGGACAAUACUAUAUGCUCACAUAGAUUUAAGAUUAAUGCUCUUGAAGAUGAUAGAGUCACCAUCCAAAGAGGGACUCCAUGAAGGCUCUUUGAGGCACACCCAUGAGAGAAAAUGAUGAGGUAAAAGUCUUUAGUGAAUCAGGACAUUCAGUAUCUCAUUAAAAAAAGGGGAAAAAGGACCAGUUUCAACCUGGUAGUGUCUUCCAUUUUUGCUUGAGGUCAUUGGUUUUGUUAGAAGUCACUGAGAUUACUACAAAUUAGUUGUUUUCAAAUUUUUGAGACUAUUUAUGCCAAAAUCUUUAAAAUUGACUAUUUAUAUUGACUCUUUUAAGGUUAAAUUAUCCUGUUGUUUUAUGGGGUAUAUCAUGAUUUAUUUAAAAUGUUUUACUGAAAAUGCUUGUUGGCUGCGUAAAUGUAUUAUUUGUAUUAAUCGGGCAAAGCACUGUAAAAGUAAUGAAAAUAGAGUUUUAUCAUGCAGUGAUUUACACAUAAAUAUUUACUUGCCCUUUGGUUUAAAAAAGCAGAAUAGGUGUAUUUUCAUGUUAAUAAAAACCCUGGUCACAUCACAAACUUUCUUACUCUAACACAGGUAAAGACACACCUUUAGUUUUACACUCAAAAGUCCAUUUCAUAAGGUGUGAAAUGUGGGAAUCUGAAGUUUGACAUUUCUCAAAUGGGAAGGUAUUGAACCUGAAAAUAGCUUUUACAGCCUUUCGGAGAUAAUAUUUAUCCAUCAAUCAAGUAAACUUCCAUACAUAAAAAUUCAAUAAACAGUCAACUUCCCACCCUACUUUCAGAUGUUACUGUCCUGCAUCCAGACAAAUAAAAAAAAACCUGAAGCGGAUGGAGGUGUCCGGAUGGAAGCGCCACUUCUUUCCGUGUCACAUGUGUGUUUUGGUUUUUGAGUCUUAAUAUAAUUCAUUUUUUCCUAAAUAAGAGACACCAGAGGACAGGACUGUGUGGGAAAAGAGUUGCCUGCCAAACUUUUUUUUUUUUAGCAUUCUCAAGGUGUCAGCCGGAGGAAAUCAUCUGAUCUGUGUCAGGAAAGAAACGUGUGUCAGUUCAGGACGGUAUGGCGGUGGCAGGAAACUGGUUCAGCUUUCGUGUGUUCAAAUUGGUGUUUGUGUGAUGACGGCUUACAGGGGGAGUUACUCUGUUUGCAGGCUUGGACGGGAUUCAAGAAGGAGGUGUGUGAUUAACGACAGCUUAGGAGACACUGUAGAGAGUUUCAGGAAUCUACCUUUAGGUUUAACGUGGAUAGAGCACAUACUGCUUGAGUUUCUGCAGCCUCGUAUUUGACUGUAAAGCAAUGAGAGAGUGCACCACUUUAGAGGAUACAACCAUUUCCUUUCUCCUGGUGGCUGCAUCCUGUCACAAGGUGCAUCUUGAUGCCUUUGCUGGAGGUGGUAGUGUAUUUUUGUGUGUGUGUGUGUGUGUGUGUGUGUGUGUGUGUGUAUUUUUGUGCCUGUGUGUGAGUUCUUCUAUCCAAAAUUACACUGAUGGGAACAAGGGAAGACAUCUGGAUGCAGACACUGACAGCCUCUAUUAAUAACUCUCACAACAGGGCCAGAGUGACAUCAUCACCGAGCUGUUACAGUGAUUUGUGCAGGAAGACAAACAGGCGUGAAUAGGAUCAAAGGAGAAAGUGCACAAAGGUGACACAGGAGAAGUGUGGCGAUGAUUGUACCUCUGUGGAAAACCAUCCCUUGAAAAAUAAGACCUUCACUGCUCUGUUUAUCUGAAAUGGCUCAACAGGAAAGACUACCAGAUUAAAUCACCUGGCGUUGCUUACUCAUAGCUUCACAUCCUGUCUUGAAAUGAUUGAUGUGAACCAGAUUCUGUUAAUGUUACAAACUAAGAUAAAUGUUGGUCUUGCUGUUCAAGUUUGCAAGUUUCCUUGAUCAUAUCUUGAUGGCCCUGUCGCCAUGUUUCUUUGUCUCUAAAGGGAUAUUCUGGUGUAAAAUUAAGUCAGGGUCAAACACACCGUAACGCCGAGUUAAACACCCCGUCAAGAGAUGAAUGUUGCUGACCAACUUAAGUAACGACUGCAGAUAGUAAUACAGAGAGCCACGCGCUCAACCAAAAAGCCACUCUAUAGCCACAAAUACAAAUAAUGCUCAGAACUUCAUCAACAGUAUAUACAGGGUUCCAGCCAUAGCACUAGCCACCACACAUCUUUUUAACUUUGCCUGAUUUCUUUAGCAAAGAGACUAAACACAACUCCACCCACUCUCUUCCAGCAGCUGCCUUUUUGUACAGAGACCUUAGACGAUUCCAUUACGGACUACAGCGGGGUGACGCAGCCCAAGGAAGAACAUUUAUGAUCAUUUCCUCAUGGAAAUGCAAUCAGACCGAGACUCUGCGUCUGCAGUGCAAAAUGAUUAAUGUGAUGAUUAUUACUUCAAGGAAAUGAUAAAGAAAUGAUCAUAAAUGUUCUUCCUUGGGCUGCGUCACCCCGCUGUAGUCCGUAAUGGACUGGCCUGAGGUCUCGCUACAAACAAGCAGCUGCUGGAGGAGAGGGGGUGAGUUGUGUUUAGUCUCUUUGCUAAAGAAGUCAGGCAAAGUUAAAAAGAUGUUUAGAGGGUAGUGCUAUGGCUGGGACCCUAUAUGUACUGUUGAUGAAGUUAGGUGCUGUUCUGAGCAUUAUUUGUGGCUAUACAGUGGCUUUUUGGUUGAAUGCAUGGCUCUCUGUAUUGGUAGCAUGUGGUCGUUACUAAAGUUGGUAUAACCAGAGAAGCAAGCAGUCAGCAAAAUUCAUCUCUCAACAGGGUCUAACUCAGUGUUACGGUGUGUUUGACCCUAGCUUAAUUCUACACCAGAAUAUCCCUUUAAAUCCCCCCACUUCUGAUUAUUUGAUUUUUUUUCCAUGUUUCUGUCUCACAAGUAGAUCCGCCAUGCUGCCGCUAAUGUGCUAAGGGAAUGCUGGCUACUGCACCGCACCAACAUCACAAAGGGCAACCGUGGCGAGCACCGCAGACACCAGAGAGGCCUCCUGGAAGCCAUCAGAAUGUGAGUUACUGUAACUUUAAUGCAGGGUGUGUGUUUGUCUGGGACAGGGAUGGGUGUUGGUUUGUGUGCCCUAUAUGUGUAUUUUGUUGGCCAUUAACUUUAUGUCAACAAGCUUAACUGCAGCAUUUUUUAAAAGCUCCUAUAGAUAACUAAUUAGACUGGAUUGACUCUUUUGUGCAGAGAGGACUCUUAUGAGCGGGGUCCACCCUGUUGUCAUACACAACUCAGGCAGUGUUUAUAGCCAUGAUCACUGAAUUACCCUUGUUAAGCGAUGCUCUCCACUGUAAAUUUAUACAGCAUGUUGCGCAUCACUUUCCAGUCAGUCUAUUGGAAAAACCAUUAAAUAAGAAGCUUUUUCUCUCUCACAGUAAGGUUGUAUCCUCUUGUUAUUGUGCCCGAGAUCCUCUUCUAAGAACAAGUGGCUUGCACAAGACAGGAAGCCCUGAAGUGUGGCUGUAUGAUUCAUUAUCCUGACAACAGGAUCAUGUGUGAGUGUGUGUAGGCUAGGGUGGAAGGGUUGUACUUCCUGCUUUACACCGGGCACAACCACUAUAAAUAAACACACUGCAGGAAGUGUGAGAAGGAGGAAAAUACACACCUUGGGAUUAAGAGCAGUGUAUGAGACUUUCAUAUGACUGUCUUUAGGGACUGGCUUUUUAUAACAACGUGGGUUUGGAUUGUUUCCUUAUUGGAGCAUUUAAACCCUGAGUUUAACACAGCAUGAUGUUGCACUGGGACAUGUAGUUUUCUCCUCCCUGAGUGUCUGUGAAACAUUGAGAUAAAUGUAAUUUUAAAAGGAGCUACAUUUUAUUUUACAGAAUCUGUUUUUUUUUUCCAAAUAGAUUUCGACAUUUACGCCUCAAACAAAGAAAAUUGAGAGACUACGUGAGUGAGAUGGUUGACCUCCCAAAGGUAAAAACAACAGUUCUCACACAAUUAUCAUUAAAUAAUGACAAAUGUGAUUACAAAGCAUUUUUAUAAAUCAUACUAAUUUAUAAAUACAGCUGCAUGGACUGCAAUGGCUGCUUUGGAAUGAAAGAUGUUCAUAAGUAUCCUUUCAUUCAUUCGGAAAAAUACAUCAGGGGACUUGUGUCUACUGUGUGAAUUCAAAUAUACAUUCAAUAGAAAUAAGCCCUAAGUUUUACAAACUGCAAGUGUAGACCUUUGAUGAAUUGUCAAAAAUGCAACGUAGCUCAGUGACUUUGCAUCCAGUUUGUAUCAGUUUGACUGAGACUGAUGUUGAUUUGUUGCAUCUGUUUUGAAAAUUGAGUUAGGGGUGAAAAAUGUAGUUAAACACUCUAAAGUUGGCAGUAGUGAGCUAGAGUUUUGAGUCUGUUCCAGAAAGUUGGCUUUAAACUUCAUACAUGAACAAUAAAACCGCCUGUCUGUCAGUCACACAGCCAACAAGCCAGCCAUUAAGGGAACCAGGUUUUCUAAAUCUCUACCAUUAAUUUGGAGCAAAUAUUCAAAGUAUGUCUGUUUUUGCACCUUUCCUCUGUUAUUCUUUGGUUGAUUCAAAAACCUUUGCAUCUGUGUUGUCUGUCUAAUUCAAACAGAUGCAGAUGAUCAUGUGCGAUCUAAGCGCUAAUUGGAAUAACUCUUAUCGAGAACUAGAGCAAAGGAUCCUCUCCAUGGAGCAAAAAUUAGACGAACUCAGUCGCUGCUUCCAACAAACAUCUGAGCUGCUGUUUCACGUCCUACGUCACCGCAACCCUGAGAUCAGGUAAACAACAAGGCUUACGGCGAUGCAGUGCAGGAUGUGGUACAAGAACAUGCAUUCACUUUUUUGUUACUCUUCUGCAGGUGACAGGGCUUUGUGUCACACUUUGGGGAUUUGGUCUGCAGUAUUCAUGAAAGGGAGAAGGCAAAUGCUCUCCACACAGAGCUGCUCCAGACUGUUAACAUGCUGAACCACUUGGAGGACUGGCAUACCUACCAAAGAUCUCAUCUUCUGGCCCUGUGCUGACUGCACUGCACAAUGACUCAUAGCUGUAAAACUGUACAGACAAAAGAGGCCCUCCAGUCUUCUUCUCUGUGGGAGAAUCACGGUGCAUCUUGAGAAAUCUGUUAUAUUUGUGAGGGUGAACAAAGAAGUGAAUUAAUCUCAAACCAGGACUGCGGAGUCUCCUCUUCAGGGCUUGCCAUCUUUUAUUUUGUUUGCUAUAUAUCAAGGUUUCAUUGAUGGAUUCCUUCUUUGCCUUAUUCCUGUGGAAUAAGAGACAUUUUUGAACAUGUUAAUUUUAUUUUUAACCUUUAACAGUAUUUUACCGUGUUAGCCAAACUAUGUUAUAAAAACUUUUGCCAUGUUUUCAUGUUCUGAAGUAGUUUGUUUCAUGAAUGGUUACCAAACUAAUGUCAACAAUCGGGAGUAGAUGAAUGUGAUAUAAUUUCUCGUACUUCCAUCUUGUACUGCUUUUUACUCUCACCCACUAAGUGACUGAUGAAUGAAAUCAUGUUCCAGGAUGCUCUUUAAAUAGAGGAAGCUGAAGAUCAAUUGAAGUUUUGCCAAAAAAAGCUUUAUUUCAGACAUAAAAAUCCUUUAAGUUUUUUUUUCAUUUAUACCAACAUAAACUCACACGAAAUGUCUACAAAUCAGAAUAUCAUGUAACAGUUUACACCUGCUCUGAGAACAAACUUUAGUGCAAGAUGCCUUGUAAACUCAUUUUUCAGCGGCUCAACAGCUUCACCUAGUGGACAUAAAUCGUGCAGACCACACAAAACUGAGCACAGUUCAAACUUCGAGUUAAAACAGAACCACAAAAUGUUGGCAAAAUUUAACCUGAAUUACAAAUCUUUUCAGGAGCAAAACAUUUGUAUAAACUUUGGUGAAGCCAAAUAUAUAUGUAAAAAAGAAGAAAAUGAGCAAACUCUGAAACUCCCAAACAACCUGCAGUGUCAAAAAAGCACUUUGUGAGAAAGCUAAAGUGUGGAAAACUGGACUCACUCUCCUUUAGAGGAUAAACUGGAGCUUUUAACGGAUUAUAUUUUAUAUAAGAAGAACUUGUUUUAACCUUGUUUGCUGUGUAUCAUUUGUACAUCUUUACAAAUAAUUCAGCAACCAGCCUGGACGUGCCUUUAAUAAAAGCCAUUACAAAACGAAUGUGUUAGGUUGUUUUUUUGUCACUUGGUGUUACAAAAAGUGCUUAUGAUCCCUUUGGUUUGACCCUUGAUUUAAGAGUGUUGUACACACAAUGGGGGAGGACUAUUAAAAAACAAUAAAUUCAGAAAUGAAGACGGUACCUCAUCGUUUCGAGCAUUUCUUCACACUUUUAGUUUUUGAUCCAUUUUUGAGCUGAUGCCAUAUGUAAGCUGAAGGUCGAAUAAAGAGCUGUCCACAGUCACAUGUAAAGGGCAUUCUGCAUUUCUGUUUUACUUUAUGAUUCCUCAAACGUCCAGAAUAGGAAUUUUUCAAGGUCUUCCCCUUUAAGUGU
Xyrichtys novacula (pearly razorfish) is the source of this 21147-nucleotide messenger RNA. NCBI's taxonomy places the organism in Eukaryota, Metazoa, Chordata, Actinopteri, Labriformes, Labridae. The record is from the annotation of a GenBank genome assembly.